Vicia villosa (hairy vetch) is the source of this 1900-nucleotide messenger RNA. Its product is annotated as protein ALP1-like. The record is from RefSeq and is a predicted model, not a curated record. Lineage: Eukaryota; Viridiplantae; Streptophyta; Magnoliopsida; Fabales; Fabaceae. The transcript has 4 exons. Bases 55 to 1332 code for a protein of 425 amino acids.
AGAGAGAAAGUGACAAUUUGAAAACACGGAAGAGUUCAUCAAUAGCAAAGUUACAUGGGUGCCCCUAAAACAUUUGGAAAUUCCGAAAAUACCCUUCUAGGUUUUGGUUCAGAAUCUCAAAUUCAACGUGACUCUUCUUCUCCGCUCUUCAAUGGCGCCGGCGUGAACAGUGCCUUCUUUUUCCUUGCACCGGGGUUUUUAUCUGAUUUUGAAAUUGAAUUCUGGAACUUGAAGCUAUUGCUAAUUCAGGAUGGGAGUUUGGACGAGAGUUCAGAUGAUAGUUCAUAUGAGAGUGACACUACUUCUGAAAUGGAUAUUGAAGUCCAACAGGUUUAUAGAAAGCAAUAUCAUAUUGCAACGGUGGUGGCUGCUUUGAUGGUUACAAACCAUGUUUUGAAAUACAUUGUCAAAGAAAAGAAAACAACGUCAAUUCUCUCCGGUCAUAGAUGGUAUACAGAACUGAUAACAGGAAAUGAUAACAGGUUUUUUGAGCAACUUCGAAUGAGGAAACAAGUCUUUCGGCAUUUGGUAUGUGAGUUAACUAACAAUUGUGGAUUGGAACCUGCUAAACAUAUUGCAGUAGAUGAAAGUGUUGGGAUAUUCUUGUAUAUGAUAGGGCAACCUUCCUCAUAUAGAAAUGCCCAAGAGCGGUUUCAACAUUCUAGUGAAACCAUUCAUAAACAUUUCAACAAAGUAUUAGAAGCUGUAUGCAAGUUGGGGAAAAAAGUCAUUCAACCUGUUGAUCUUGUUGACUCUUCUCAAUAUAUAAGAGAUGAUAAUCGAUAUUGGCCUUACUUCAAAGACUGUAUUGAGGCAAUAGAUGGCACACAUAUUAAAAUACAUGUCCCAAUAGAGAAACAAAAACCGUUUUUCAAUAGGAAAGGACAUACAAGUACUAAUGUGAUGGCUGUGUGUGACUUCAAUAUGUGUUUUACUUUUGCAUUGUGUGGAUGGGAAGGAUCUGUUCAUGAUGCAAAAAUUCUUAUAGAUACUCUUCGUAAACCCGAUUUGCGAUUUUCUUAUCCUCCAGAAGGCAAAUACUAUCUUGUAGAUUCAGGAUAUCCCUCACUUAAAGGUUUCCUAGCACCAUACAAGAAUGCAAGGUAUCAUCUUGCACAUUUUAGACUUGCUCCAGGAUUCAGAUCAAGAAAUGAAACUUUUAAUUAUUAUCAUUCUAGUUUGAGAAGUGUGAUUGAAAGAACUUUUGGUGUGGUAAAAGCAAGAUGGAAAGUAUUACAAGAAAUGCCUAAUUUCAAGCUUCAAACUCAAAUGGCUAUUAUUUGGGCGUGUUUUGCACUUCAUAACUUUUUAAGAAGAACAGACUCAAGAUAAAAAAAAAUUAUUUUUGAAAAAAAUUGAUUUUUAUGAUAGGAAACAAAUGCAAAUUAGCUUCUACUAUUUUAAAAAAUCUUUAAAAAAAAUCACUAAAUUUUUUUUAAAAAAAAUCUAUUUUUUUUUAAUCUAAAACAAACGCACCCUAUGUUGGCAGCAAUUAGUAAAAAUAUUUAAAAACAACUAUCAUAACCCAUGAUUAUAAGUAUUAAACGUAUUAGCAUAAUUUUGUUAAGAGAAAAAAUCUUGAGAUUUAAAUCCUAAAAUUAUAAAGAUACGUUAACUAGAUCUUGCUCUAGGGAGUCGACUUUGGCUUCAGAGGCAAGUCUUUCACUGUCAUCACAUGACGAGCAUAUUUCUUUUGUGAUAAUUUAGUUUCUUCUUCUCUAGCAAAUUCUUCGGAGACGGGGUUAAAUAUGUGGCACAUUAGUAUAUUUUUUUCUUUUUCUUUCUGCCUCUUUAUUUUUCUUCGUAACAUUUUUAAUCAUGGAGAUCAAAUAAUGAACAUCAUCAAAGAAUGAGCAUUAAAGAGAGAGAAAAACGUGAAAUCUACUUUAUGAUGAAUGAA